GUAGGUGCACGCUGGGGCUUGUGGCAGCCCCAGCCCGUGUGUGGGAGCGAGGCCCAUGGCCACCGGGCAAGAAGCCUGGCCCUCACCCAGACCCACCCUCAUAGCUUCCUGGAGGCUCCUCUGUAACUCUUUGCCUUCUUGAGAGGAGCAGGGUGCUCUGGAAGGCGAUUCCUUGGGGGCCAGGGUUGAGGGUGUCUGUGUCAGAGGGGCAGGAAAAGAGGAAAGAGGUGUUUUCUAUCAGACUCUUGGGCCAGAGCUAGAGGUGUAAAAUGGGUACAAGGCUGGUGUCACAAGCUCCCCUGGGGGGGGCGGGCAGUGGCUGUGAGGCCCCAGUUACUGGCAGGCAGCCCUGAUCCUGGGGCCUGGCUGCCAGCUUCUGCCUGGGCUGGCAUAGAGGACAACCAGUUGGCCUCUUGUUCUCUGAGCUGGCUGGGCACAACGUGUCAGGAGCCAUGGCCUUGAGGGCAGGUAACCAGAGCCAGGCUACACGGAAUGGGCUGAAGGAGAAGGUGCUGACACUGGACACCAUGAACCCGUGCGUGCGGAGGGUGGAGUAUGCGGUGCGCGGCCCCAUAGUGCUUCGUGCCUUGGAGCUGGAGCAGGAACUGCACCAGGGUGUGAAGAAGCCCUUCACGGAGGUCAUCCGUGCUAAUAUCGGGGACGCACAGGCCAUGGGACAGAAACCCAUCACCUUCCUGCGCCAGGUCCUGGCCCUCUGUGUAAACCCGGAUCUCCUGAGCAGCCCCAACUUCCCUGACGAUGCCAAGAAAAGGGCGGAGCGCAUCUUGCAGGUGUGCGGGGGCCACAGUCUGGGGGCCUACAGUAUCAGCUCUGGCAUCCAGCUGAUUCGCGAGGACGUGGCUCAAUACAUCGAGAGGCGCGAUGGAGGCAUCCCCGCGGACCCCAAGAACAUCUUCCUGUCUACGGGGGCCAGCGACGCUAUCGUGACGGUGCUGAAGCUGCUGGUGGCUGGCGAGGGCCACACGCGCACAGGUGUGCUCAUUCCCAUCCCCCAGUACCCGCUCUACUCCGCCGCGCUGGCCGAGCUCGACGCUGUGCAGGUGGACUACUACCUGGACGAGGAGCACGCCUGGGCGCUCGACGUGGCCGAACUGCGGCGCGCAGUGCGUCAGGCACGUGACCACUGCCGCCCGCGCGCGCUCUGCGUUAUCAACCCUGGCAACCCCACCGGGCAGGUGCAGACCCGCGAGUGCAUUGAAGCUGUGAUCCGCUUCGCCUUCGAAGAGCGGCUCUUUCUGUUGGCUGAUGAGGUGUACCAGGACAACGUAUACGCCGAGGGUUCGCACUUCCACUCGUUCAAGAAGGUGCUCACGGAGAUGGGGCCGCCCUACGCCGGGCAGCAGGAGCUCGCCUCCUUCCACUCUGCCUCCAAGGGCUACAUGGGCGAGUGCGGGUUCCGCGGUGGCUACGUGGAGGUGGUGAACAUGGACGCCGCGGUGCAGCAGCAGAUGGUGAAGCUGAUGAGCGUGCGGCUGUGCCCGCCAGUGCCGGGCCAGGCCCUGCUCGACUUGGUGGUCAGCCCACCCGCACCCUCCGACCCCUCCUUUGCGCAGUUCCAAGCGGAAAAGCAGGCUGUGCUCGCGGAGCUGGCGGCCAAGGCCAAGCUCACCGAGCAGGUCUUCAACGAGGCUCCCGGCAUCCGCUGCAACCCGGUGCAAGGUGCCAUGUACUCCUUCCCGCGCAUGCAGCUGCCCCCGCGCGCCGUGCAGCGCGCUCAGGAGCUGGGCCUGGCCCCUGACAUGUUCUUCUGCCUGCGGCUCUUGGAGGAAACCGGCAUCUGCGUAGUGCCUGGGAGCGGCUUCGGACAGCGGGAAGGCACCUACCACUUCCGGAUGACCAUUCUGCCCCCCAUGGAGAAGCUGCGGCCGCUGCUGGAGAAGCUGAGCGGGUUCCACGCCAAGUUCACCCGCGAGUACUCCUGAGUACCCUAGCUGGGCCGCCCCUGGACUGACUGCUCAGGGCCCUGGGGGGUUCUGGAACCCUCUGGACUUGCCUUUGCUGCCUACGGGGCUGGGCCCCUGCGUCUCUGCAGGUCCCUAAUAAAGCUGUGAUGGUCUGACUCUUUGGAGGCAGCUGCAU
Messenger RNA from Propithecus coquereli (Coquerel's sifaka), 2100 nucleotides. RefSeq names its product glutamic-pyruvate transaminase (alanine aminotransferase) (gene GPT). NCBI's taxonomy places the organism in Eukaryota, Metazoa, Chordata, Mammalia, Primates, Indriidae. Gene Ontology annotation, molecular function: L-alanine:2-oxoglutarate transaminase activity; pyridoxal phosphate binding. The record is from RefSeq and is a predicted model, not a curated record. The transcript has 12 exons. Gene Ontology annotation, biological process: biosynthetic process. The coding region runs from base 453 to 1943 and encodes 496 amino acids.